This is a messenger RNA of Phialemonium atrogriseum, 1960 nucleotides long. RefSeq lists its product as uncharacterized. The transcript is spliced from 2 exons. The record is from RefSeq and is a predicted model, not a curated record. Lineage: Eukaryota; Fungi; Ascomycota; Sordariomycetes; Cephalothecales; Cephalothecaceae. The coding region runs from base 345 to 1625 and encodes 426 amino acids.
UCGAGGGUGACCCCCCCCAAGUAACCCGACCUACCAGCAGACCACCUCGUGCCAUAGGAGCCUUAUAGUGCACCUCCCUCCCACCCCGCUCUCUCUCGCCACCUGCUUCUCUCCUCCCGCUUCCAUUCUCCAGUUUCUUGGUCUCUCGACGCCUGAAGCAAUCGUGGGGAAGGAAAACAAAUAAACACGUCUGCACACUGCGGAUCGUCCCCCCUAUUUGCUAUCCGCUGCACCGUAUUCUCUCGCAGGAGGGCUUUGGGCUGUGGUAGCAAUUUGAUUGCAAUUGAUUCCCGUGGCUCUUUCUAUUCUACAAUUUCACCAGCAAUUGCUACGAGUGCUCCGCCAUGGCGACCAUCCUCCGACAGCCAUUUGCUCCCCUCGAUGGGGCUCGGCUGAAGAACCUGACGAGCCUGAAGAACAGACAGAAUGCCCUCUCUUCGAACACUCCCGUGAAAAGAAAAGCUGCCGACGUCCUUGACGCAGACGACUUCGAAAAUGUCGACCCAGCCGUCUUCUCUAAGCGUUCUAAGGGUGCUGCUGCUGAUGGCUUCCCGAUCAAGGAAAACCUCAAGGCAUCCUCCUUCGUCCUGACUAAAGCCACUUCUAUGCCCAGCUUCCCCAAGGAUGUCCUCAGUCCUACCAAACCCGUCGCGUCCAGCACCACCCCCCGACCCCGUUCGUUCCUCCAGCCCAAGUCGCCCGCGGCAAAACUCAACACAUCUCUCGCCAAGUCCACUCCCUUGUCCGCUCCCGCGGGCCGGUCUCCCACUCGCGGCUCCAAGCGUGUUGGCAUCUUGGCUAACCGCCGCCGCACUGGGGGACCCUUCAGCCGGGUGGACCCUCCGUCAUUUGGCCUUGGCUCAGCCGCCCCGUUCUCAUUGGAUGCGGCGCUGAAGGGCACCAUCCCCAGUUACUCGGGCGGCUCGGCGUCGUCGGCUUCCAGGUCUGACGGCUUCGCCUCGCUGCACGAGCCUGAGGUGAAGUCCUCGUGGUUCUUCGACAUCCACGAGGACACGCCCGAGCAGGAGAUGACCAACCUGCUGCAGCACGGUACCUGCACUCUCGACAUCAGCAGCGACGAGGAGAGUGAGAUCAAGGCGAGCCGCGAGCGAGCCGAGGGACGCGACAAAGAGAACAUCCCGCCCGCCGACGACGUGAGCCAGACUACUGCUUCCCGACGGGCGGCUGCUGCUGCUGUGGAUAGUGACCAGAUGGCCAUUGAGAAGGCGCGUGGGCCCUUGGUCGAGAUGGACCCUACAGACUACUACCCCGAGGGCUGCGACAGCGCAAGCUUGGUCAUCAUAGUCGGAGACGAGGGCGCUGAGGCCGAGGCCGAGGUGCAAGCGGCCCCUGUGCUGCCCAGUGCCGAGGAAGUGGCACCACCACAGGCCCCCGAUGCCUUCGACUUUGCCACUGAAGUGAAGCUCAGUCCGGACAUGAGCGUCAACGCGCUGAUGGGCGAAGAAGAGCCGGCUGCCAAGGCGGCGCUGUUGGAACCCAUGGAGGGGACUGGUGAUAGCUUCGAGCUGUGGGAGAGCGGCAGCGCAAAAGACGAGGCGGAAGCGCCGGCAAGGAGUGCCACGCCAUGUCCAGAAACGGGCAGCACGGGCCAGGAGGAGCAAUGAUCCUUUGGGAUUUUCUUUACUCCCUCUCUUCCGUAUCCUUCGUCUUAUACUUUGGUCUUAAUACCCUGGGGGUUUGGGAAAAGGGGCUGCUGUUGGUGGGCGUUUGGGAAAUGGGUGGACCGGGGAUCACUCGAUGGCUGUUUGUUUUUGUUUCCUAUGGGUGCCAUGUGUAAUGUUUCGACGUGUUCAAGCCAUGGUUUGCUACGUAUCGUUUUUGUAUGUGUCUUUUUCUUGAGAAAUGCAAUAGAGUGUUGCUUGGUUUCAAAACUUGACUGGCCGUUGCUGCUAGGCCUGCCGCCUUAGGUUAGACAUAACCGCCAGGUCACGAUAUGUGC